Polyodon spathula (Mississippi paddlefish) is the source of this 465-nucleotide messenger RNA. RefSeq names its product nanos homolog 1-like. The record is from RefSeq and is a predicted model, not a curated record. Bases 1 to 465 code for a protein of 154 amino acids. Gene Ontology annotation, molecular function: zinc ion binding; mRNA binding. Gene Ontology annotation, biological process: oogenesis; negative regulation of translation. NCBI's taxonomy places the organism in Eukaryota, Metazoa, Chordata, Actinopteri, Acipenseriformes, Polyodontidae. The transcript has a single exon. Gene Ontology annotation, cellular component: perinuclear region of cytoplasm.
AUGGACCGCGGUAACCAGAGCUUCGACGCGUGGAAAGAUUACUUGGGUCUGGCCGAGCUGGUGGAGGAAAUGAGGACGCGUGGCGCUGCUGGAGCCGAACCGAGUCCUGGUGCCGCUGCAGCCGGAAUGGCGGCGACCCAGCCCGACCGCGACACGAAGCGGGACCGGGCUUCAGAAGUCCAGUCGCCGGCUCUCAGCCAACCCGACCGGACGCACGGAGGGAGCAAGUUCUGCGUGUUUUGCAAAAAGAACGAGGAGUCCAAAAAGGUCUACAGCAGCCACCGCUUGAAGGACGGCGACAGAGUGCUGUGCCCCUAUCUGAGGCGAUACACGUGUCAGCAUUGCGGCGCCACGGGAGACCAAGCGCACACGAAGCGCUACUGCCCGCAGCGAAACCAGGACUGCCGCGGCCAGCCAGGAGGAGAGGCGGCGGGCAGCGCGCCAGGGGGCGCCCUUCUUCAGUGA